Molecule: messenger RNA, 1347 nt
Organism: Ylistrum balloti
Lineage: Eukaryota; Metazoa; Mollusca; Bivalvia; Pectinida; Pectinidae
Exons: 1
Coding region: 1-1347 (448 amino acids)
Source: RefSeq, a predicted model, not a curated record
AUGUGGCCAGACAGUAAAAUGGUGGAAAAAUUGCGAACGGUUCAAUAUGCUCUUGUUAGCUCUUCUUAUCCAACUUGUAGAGAACCAUCUUUAGAAUUUCGUAUUUCUUUUGCAUCAGCUGAAAAGCUUCUAAUCAGAAGUUUUUCUGACAUUCAAUUUGCUGUAUACACUUUCUUGAAAUACAUAAAGACACGUACAGAGGAAAGCGUUUGUAGUUCAGAAGAUGUGCUGAAAUCAUAUCAUGUGAAAAUGGCGAUUCUUUGGUGUUGUGAACAGAUGGAUCCUACUGUAUGGACGGCUAAUAAUUUCUUGUAUUGCACUUCAGUGUGUCUAAAAUUUCUUCAGAAAUGUUUCCUUUCAAGGUCUCUUCCACAAUUAUUCAUACCGGAAAACAAUUUGAUUGACCACUUAGACCCAAACGAGUGUGAAAGGAUUGCAGCUUAUUUCGGGAGGUACGUAGAUCCUAUUAAUCCAAAGAUGUUUCUGAACUGCUUGUGCGACGAAACGUUUGAUGACGAUUUUGAUAGAAUUUUCAUGCAUCCCAGACGAAAUUUGUCGGACCGAAUUCGGAAAUUGUUCUUCAAAACAACAACAUCAAAUAUUGCUAUUGACAAAAUAUCAGCAGUGAUGGAGACUGACACAUUGUCGUAUAUACUAGCAGAGUUGAGAGUGUACGAUGAACAUGUGUUUUGUCCUGUGUUGUAUGAAACCAUUUUGGACCUGGAUAACAUUGUAUCCUUGGACAUGAUCGAUUGUAUACGAUCCCUUCUUUACCGUUUCCUCGCAGAUAUAAUACACAGACAACCCGGAUUCCUCCGAACUAACAUUCGACAAGCAGAAGAGUUAUACAUUCGCGGUAUUCAACUUGUAUACCCUUUAAGCAAAUUUGACGACAACGAAUUUUCAGGAAGUUCUCAAUUGUCAUUGUUUUAUUACCUAAAUAGUGAGUAUGAGAAAGCGGAAUCAGUUUUGAAAAAAAUCGGAUCAAUGCUUUACACAGUGAAUCCUACAUAUGUUCUGUCGAUAAUCCUUGUGCACAGUGACCUUCAGCGACUUUGGCAUGACGACUUUCUUCGAGGGAUGGUGGAGCGGUUUGGUGAUCCAGAUUUGGAUACCAUACCCAUUAAAUGUAAUGUAUUAGCACUUUAUAUCUUUGUUCAGUGCUUGAGUAGGUUGUACAGUGAAGAGAUGCAUUCACAACAAAACAGACUCCAGAAAUUAAAACGCUCUGUUCUAGCAAAUAUCAAACAACUAACAGGAUUUGACUCGGAAACUCAGUUGUACACAUCAAUGGUUCUAACUCGUACAAAAGCCCUGAUACUGGAACUAUUGUCUAGUGUUCACUGA